Messenger RNA from Spathaspora passalidarum NRRL Y-27907, 339 nucleotides. RefSeq lists its product as uncharacterized. The record is from RefSeq and is a predicted model, not a curated record. Lineage: Eukaryota; Fungi; Ascomycota; Pichiomycetes; Serinales; Debaryomycetaceae. The coding region runs from base 16 to 177 and encodes 53 amino acids. The transcript has a single exon.
ACGUGUUCUUCUCUCAUGAAGAACGACUACAUCAUAGAUCAUCCACAGUUAUCGAAGAAAGAGAGAGUUAAUGGUACGGAAACUCCUGCAGAAAUAUUUCUAAUUCCGUUAGAUUUUAUUACAUUUUUUUCGGCGGACUAUGGGGGCUGUUUCUUAGUCAGGUUACUAGAAUCAUAAAUUGAUUAACCUACAUCAGCUUUUUCUCUGGUUUAAUCAUGACAAUCAUCAGUUUGUUUGUUUUUUUUUGCAUCCUGUUAAAACAGUUUAGAUAUUGCUAUUAAUAAUUGUUUCAUGAUUACUGCAAAAUUUGGUGCAAAAUAUAUUACUGAAAAUCUGUGC